AUGAGGAAAAAGAAACGAGAAGAUGAGCCCGAAGUUGCAAUUGAUGGUAACCAAGAGCAAUUUAUGGCUGAAGGCGAGAACUUCACGUUGAUCUGUCAGUAUAACGCUUCACCGCCUGUUUCUGAGGUGCAGUGGAUAAAAGAUGGAAAUGUGAUUACCAUAAAUGCCACUGUGACCAACAAUGGAUCAAGAGUGACUAACAUCUUUUAUAAUGAAAGUCUAUCACAGCUUUCAACCGCCUCAGCUUCUUCACAGGAUUCUGGAAAUUACAGCUGCAAUGUUACAAAUAAUGUAAAUGGUACAACAGAUUCGACUUUGGUUGUCAUUCAAGAGAAGCCCUCCACCAAAUUGCAGCCAGAAACUCUUACUGUCAAAGAGGGAGAAAAUGUCACGUUAUUUUGUAACUCUUCUGGAAGCUCUCUAACGAUAACGUGGAAAUUCAACGGAUCUGAUGUAACCACCUCAGGGGAUUCAAGGAUUAGUUUUUCAGAUGGCAAUCGACAUUUGAUUAUAACGAACGUGAGCAGGGUAAACAAAGGGGAAUACAAAUGUGUGGCGAGCAACGAGGUUGGAAAUGAUACGUCUAAUACUACCUUUCUGCUGGUUGAAUUUGCACCAGAAGUCACAAUCGAUGGAGAUCAAAAACGGUAUUUAGCCAACGGCACUGAUUUACUGCUGACAUGCCAAUUCAACGCCUUGCCUACUGUUUCUGAGGUGCAGUGGGUAAAAGAUGGGAUUGUUAUUGCAUCAACCCUUAUUACGCCUUCGAAUGGGUCACGUGUCACUAUUUCACAUCAUAAUGAAAGCCAAACUCAGUUGUCGAUCAUCGCAGUUUCCUUGGAAGAUGCUGGAAAUUACACCUGCAAUGUCACAAAUAAUGUUGGUAGUUCCUCCUCAAAUUGGACGUCGAUUGUCAUUCAAGUGACACCAUCUAUAGAGCAGGACCCAAAAGCCAGUCCGGUCAAAGAGAGAGAAAACUUGACUCUAUUUUGCAACGCUUCUGGGAGCUCUUUGAGGAUAUCAUGGGAAAAAAAUGGAUCUGGUAUAAAUCCCAGUGAAGAUUCGAGAAUCCUUUUGUCAAGAGACAACGUACAGCUGACAAUAGUUAAUGUGAGCAGGAAAGACAACGGAGCCUACCAGUGUGUGGCAAGCAACGAGGUUGGAGGUGCUACCUCCAAUGCUGCCAUAGUAAAUGUUCAAUUUGGGCCUGAAAUCUCCGAACCUCCAAUUGAUACCACGAAAAUAGAAGGACAAACUGUUGUAUUAAGUUGCUUGGUGGCUGGAUACCCUACGCCUGCUGUUGCUUGGACAAAGAAUGAUGUCGAAUUGAAUUCAAUAGCAAAUUUACGAUUGAGUGUCUCUUCCAAGAACGGAAAUCACACUUUGAAAAUAACAGAUGUUCAAAAAUCGGAUGCAGGACAAUACAGAUGUGUCGCUAAUAACAGUUUGCAGACCUCUGAGUCAUUUCCUUCGACUCUUACAGUGCAAUUUGCACCAGAGGUGACAAUUGACGGAGAUCAAAUACAUUAUGUAGCCAACAGCACAGAUUUACAGCUCACAUGCAGGUUUAACGCCUUGCCUCCCGCGUCUGAAGUGCAGUGGCUAAAUAAUGGGAAUGUGAUUGCAUCAACCCUCAGCGUUCCCUCAAAUGGGUCAAGAGCGACUAUUUCACAUCAUAAUGAAAGCCAAGCUCAGUUGUUGAUCACCACAGUUUCCUUAGAAGAUGCUGGAAAUUAUACUUGUAAUGUCACUAAUGUUGUUGGUAGUUCCUCGAAUUGGACAUUGAUUAUUGUUCAAGUGACGCCUGCUAUCGAGACGCACCCACAAGCUGAUCCGGUCAAAGAAGGAGAGAACUUGACUUUCUUUUGCAACGCUACUGGAAGCUCUUUGACAAUAUCAUGGACGAAAAAUAGAUCUUCUAUAAAUCCAAAUGAAGACGUACGGAUCCGUUUGUCAACAGACAAAGAGCAUUUGACAAUAAGGAAUGUGAGCAGGAAAGACAACGGAGCAUACCGGUGUGUGGCGAGCAACAAGGUUGGAAAUGCUACCUCCAACGCUGCCAUAGUGACUGUCCGAUUUGCCCCUGAAAUCUCCCAAUCUCCAAGGGAUACCACGGAAGUGGAAGGACAAACUGCUGUGUUCAAUUGCGUAGUAGCAGGGUACCCUACACCCGAUGUUGCUUGGGGAAAAAAUGGAGUGGAAUUGAAUGUGGCUGAAUAUGCGCGACUUAGAGUCUCUUCCAAUGAUGGAAACCACCGAUUGAUCAUAUCAAAUGUUCAACAAUCGGAUGCAGGACAAUACAAAUGUGUUGCUAAUAACAGUUUGGAUACUGUGACUUCAUCUUCAGCAACCCUAACAGUACAUUUUGAUCCAGAAGUUACAAUUGAUGGUGAUAAAGAGAAGAUUGUGGCUAAGGGCGACGAUAUCAAGGUAACAUGUCGGCACAAGGCCCUACCGCCUGUGACUGAGGUGCAAUGGAUAAAAGAUGGAGAGGUGAUUUCAACAAACUCCACGAAAGUGAUCAACAACUCCCGAUUGAAUAUUCUGCACUUCAAUGAAAGCCUCAUACAGUUGUCGAUCACCACAGCUAUCGUGGCUGAUAGUGGGAAUUACACUUGCAAUGUCACAAAUAUGGUUAACAGUUCAUCAGACUCGACAUCUAUCAUUGUCGAAGUAAAGCCUUCCAUCCUUACUCAGCCAAAAAGUGCUGCCCCUGAAGAAGGAGACACCGUCAAGUUGUAUUGCAACGCUACAGGAAGCCCUAUCCUGCACAUAUCCUGGACGUUUGAUGGAUCUGUCAUAACAGCAGACGAGAACUCCAGGAUCAUUUUGUCCAACGACUCUCAAGAAUUGACAAUAACAAAUGUGAAAAGAGGAGACAGUGGAGAUUACCGAUGUUUAGUGAAAAAUAGGGUUGGAAAUGACACUUCUGGCCGCUCUGUGAUAAACGUGCUUUAUCGGCCUGAAAUUAUUACGCAUCCUAAGAACUUUACAAUAGAAGAAGGACUCCCCAUGACCUUAUUUUGUAACGCGACCGGAAAUCCACCACCAACACUAUCAUGGACCAAAGAUGGAUCUCCUUUAAAUGACACCCAAGGGAUAACUUUUUCAGGAGACAACAAGACACUGUCUAUAGCGAGUAUUAACAGAUCGGAAAGCGGAAAUUACAGAUGUGUUGCCAAGAACGGCCUUGGACAUGAUCUCUCAAAUCCUGCUAAAGUCGACGUACAGUUUGCCCAGGACCGAAAGUUGAAUGUACGCGCCCAGUAUUCGUAA
Pocillopora verrucosa is the source of this 3276-nucleotide messenger RNA. NCBI's taxonomy places the organism in Eukaryota, Metazoa, Cnidaria, Anthozoa, Scleractinia, Pocilloporidae. The record is from RefSeq and is a predicted model, not a curated record.